GCUGCGAUCUGAGGAAGUAACCUUCCCCCUGGACGGAUCUUAACGCCAAUUUUGUGCGAAAGGAAGAUGUUUCGUUGACAUGUUUUGAAAGCCAAAUGAUACAGAAUAAGAUGGAUUUAUAUUUCACCUUUCUAUGGCUCAACUGUGGAACAGCGUUUCUGCUAAUCCCUCCAAUUACUACAGCGAGCAACCAAAUGCAAACACCACUGAUCUUCAUCAAUAACAUAUUCAUGGAGAACUUCAGCAUAGAAAAUCAUACAAUUCAGACUGAAAGCGUGCGGGACCCCUGGGAGUGUUUUCGUCACUGCGCCAAACACUGCGAUUGCAUUGCGUUUCAAGUCAGUGGAAAAAUGUGUGAGCUUCUGGACACGGACAUUGAUGGGGCCAUCGGGAAGCGGGUGAAAAGACCAGGAACUGUUUUGUAUCAUGUGCAGCAAAACGGCAUGAGGGAAAAUAGUAGAUGCCUGAAUGGCUGUUGUCGAUCAAACCCUUGCCUUAAUGGAGGCACAUGCACAGAGAAUUGCGAUGACGUCAAAGAAAAAUACAACUGCACAUGUCCACAGCAUUACCAGGGAAAGAGAUGCGAGAUAUUCCACCCAAGAGUCGAUUCAUGCCAAUCUUACUUGAAGCUGAAACCAGAGUCGAAGUCAGGCGUGUAUAAGCUUAAUGACACGAUUCAGAGUUAUUGUGAUUUUGACUCGGAACCCGGAAAAGUUUGGACUCUCAUCGAGUCAUUCUCUCUAGAAAAUAAGGCCAUUUACAAACGAAAACCUUUUUAUUUCAACGUUCCGCGAAACGAAACAAGAUUCAACUGGAAUGAUUAUCGAGUAUCUUACCAAGCAAUGGUCAACAUCCGGGACAACUCGACCCACUGGCGCGUGACAUGCAAUUUCCUGUCAGGCCUUAAUUUCACCGACUACGCACGAACGACUCUCCAAGAUACGGACAUCCUAACGUUUGUCAACCAAGAUAGCUGUCAGAAGUAUGAGUACAUUUCAGUUCGAGGAAGAAGUUGUACGAAUUGCACGGGGAUGCUUGUGCAGCGUGAUAACGAACAUAUGCAUACUGAUUCAUACUGGAGCAGAAGAAACGGUUGUUCUUGGGACCCAAGUACAGGUGCCCUGAUGGGCGAAGAUAAUUUUGGAUUUUAUGACCUUACCAAUCCUCAACAUAAGUGCACUGAAAAUUCUUUUUCCACCACGCAAUGGUGGCUUGGUGCUGAGUUCUAAAUCUGAGCCCACGCCACGAUGGUUAUAUAGACGUGCGUCAAGAGGACGAAAAACAACGCAGCGGUCAAACGUUUGGCAUGCGUAAUUGGAUCAACUCUGGCCAGUCCUAAGGCACCUUCUUUUUAACAUUUAAAUAAAAACUUUUAAAACAACUAAUGUCACUUUUAUCCUCCCCCCUCCAAAAAAAAGGCAUGCAUUUUUGCAGACAUUGACGUUGAAUCUUGUGGUUUUUUUUAACUUCUGUGAGACAACCUAGCUCUGAAAGCUUUCAGGCACGAUGUCUAGCCAACAAAUCGGACUGACCGUAAACUACUCACUUAGUGACU
This is a messenger RNA of Pocillopora damicornis (cauliflower coral), 1555 nucleotides long. RefSeq lists its product as uncharacterized. The record is from RefSeq and is a predicted model, not a curated record. NCBI's taxonomy places the organism in Eukaryota, Metazoa, Cnidaria, Anthozoa, Scleractinia, Pocilloporidae.